GGUGGCAACAGCGACAGCACAAAUUAUGGAACAACUUUUUCCUCGUAAUUGUACAGAUGAAUGCGUUAUUAUUUACCAGUCCGUGGAACCGCAAACGCCUGAAGGCCACAUUCAUAAAGUUUUAGUCUGUCCUCGGUUUACUAAUGAGAAAUGUGUGCCAAAUGAGUUAAUGGGCAGUAUGAGCUCAGCACAAACAGAUUGACUUCACAAACCUGACUGACUGACCUCACUGUCGCACAGUCAGUCUGCUAAUAAAAACAACCCAGCAUUUUUUAGUGUCUAAGAUUGUCUAAGAAUCUUGUAGGCUACAUCAUUUUCCAUCAUGUGUAUGAAAGGCUGAAUGAGAGAAAAAGUUAAAAAUGUGUUCGACCACCACAUGUUCAGCUUGUUGGUUUUAGGGCUUUGCUGCUUUAAGGUAAGGUUGUGUAAUGGGAUCCAUCACUGACGCAAACCAGAAGGAGUGUCAGCUGACCUCAGCUCACCUGCCAUCCAGAGAAAAUGGGCAUCAGUCUAUACCAGAGAGCAGAAGACCUGACAUAACAUCAAGCUUCACUCGUAUCUGCAGUAAGGAGUUUUCAGAGUCCGACCACCUGCUUCCCACUGCAUUUUAUGGGACAACAUUAGCCUCUGGGACCAUAUCGCAGGAUGAGCCGCAGAAUAUUCAUGGCCAGGAGAUGCCAAGUGAGUCGAUCCGGGUCAUGGUGAUUCAGAUUUUGGUUCCAUUCCUCCUGGCGGGUUUUGGAACAGUGCUGGCGGGGAUGUUGCUGGACUUAGUGCAGCACUGGGACGUUUUCAGUAAUGUGACAGAGAUCUUCAUCCUUGUCCCACCUCUACUGGGCCUAAAGGGGAAUCUGGAGAUGACACUGGCAUCAAGACUCUCCACUGCUGUAAAUGUUGGCAGAAUGAACUCUUCAAGUGAGAAGUGGAACCUGAUCAUCGGAAAUCUUGCCCUCAAACAGGUACAAGCUACAGUUCUGGGCUUUCUGGCUGCUCUUGUAGCAUCGGCUCUUGGAUGGAUCCUGGAAGAGGAGCUCAUCAUGAACCAUGUAGCUCUGCUUUGCUGUUGCAGUGUGAUGACAGCGUUCACAGCAUCCCUGCUGCAGGGGAUCUUAAUGGUUGGUGUGAUUAUUGGAUCCAAGAAGGUGGGCGUCAACCCUGACAACAUAGCCACGCCCCUUGCUGCCAGUUUUGGUGACAUCAUCACACUUGGACUGCUUGCCAUCAUCAGUCAAGGCUUUUUUUACUGCAUGGAACCUUACCCUUAUAUUACCUACCUGGUAUGUAUUGUUUUCCUGUGCCUGACGCCGGUAUGGGUCAUUAUUUCACGUCGUCACCCUGAAAGCCAAAAACUGCUGAUUUCCAGCUGGGAGCCAAUAAUUACCGCAAUGGUGAUCAGCAGUCUUGGAGGACUGAUUCUGGACCGAACCAUCGCAGAUCCAAUGCUUGAGGGAGUUGUUCUCUACACUCCUGUUAUAAAUGGUGUUGGUGGUAAUCUGGUUUCUAUCCAGGCUAGUCGUAUAGCCACGUAUCUUCAUUUUCACUCUCUGCUGGGCGAACUUCCAGAUGACUCUAAAGGAUGUUACUGCCCCUGCAGCAGCUUUUGGGCCACAGCGCCGAAUGGAAGAUCAGCACAGGUGCUGCUCAUGUUGACCAUCCCAGGUCACCUGGUCUUCGUCUACACCAUUUACUUAAUACAAGGCAGCCCGACUCCACCCACUGCUGUCUUCAUUUCCUUCUAUUUGGUAGCAGCUUUCACACAGGUGUUUCUCCUGCUGGGCAUCACUGAUGUGAUGGUUCACUGCUUGUGGAAAUGCGGCAGGGACCCUGAUAGCUUCUCCAUCCCAUAUCUGACGGCUCUAGCGGAUUUGUUGGGCACUGCCUUUCUGGCACUGUGUUUUCUUCUAAUGUCACUGGUGACAUAAAUGUUGAAAUGACAUUGUCAUAUUUCAUUAAACAGGUUAGAUCUAACCUAUCACCACUAUCUGAUGUGCUGACCUACAUUUUUGGCAUUUCUCUGCACAGUUGAACAUUAGUGAAUGACUUUACUUGAAAUAUUUGAAAUAUCAGUCUCUCCAUACAUGCAGUUCAAUGAACCACACAUGCUACCUCAUGUGACAAUAGUACUUCAAGUCACGUGACCAUGUUCAUUGAAUAAAGAACUGAUGUUGUCUGUUUCCAUAUGUUAUUAUGUUAAAAGUAUGACUGAUUUGCACUCAUCUUCCUGGAUCAGUAUUUAGAAGUUUCAGAAAUGUGUAUUUAGUGACAUUAAAAUAGUCUUUUUUAGAUAUGUGUGAUAUUAUAAAUAGACAACAUUAGAAAUUGUUUUCAUUUUCCUGAGAAAACUGUUUUAUUUAAUUCAACUCUUUUAUUUUAAUCCCUGAAUAAUGUUCAUCCAGAUGGCUGAAUGUAAACAGACUUCUUUAUACUGUGAGAAACAGUUAAUAAAAAUAUACGCAUGAUUAUGAUUAGCCUAAACAAACAACAUUAAAAUAACAGAGUUUUAUAUUGCUACUGUACUUUAUUCAAAGCAAAUCAUUAAAAUAUCACCUAUAAAUAUCCUAUUUAUUAGUGUCAAAUCAAAAUCUAACCACUUUAUUGUCACAACACCAUGAACACAAGAUCUAAGACCGGGAACACUAAUCUAUAACAGUUUGGAAAUGACAGACAAUAAAAAUAUUUGUUAUAAAUAUCUUGAUUUGUCUUUUUUCUUCACAUCACAUGUCUUAUAUUUCAUCUCAAGCUCUUCACUGACACCAUUUCAUUUAAAAAAAAAAAAAAAAAAAUAUACAUUAGGGAUAAAAAUGCUGUGGUGAAUGACAACUGUUAAUAAAUGUUUUUAUACAUUAAAUAUUUGAAUUUAACUCUUUGUUCAUGUCAUAGUUUUAAAAUGUCAUGUUUGUAUGAUGGAUUGUUCAAGACU
Ctenopharyngodon idella (grass carp) is the source of this 2920-nucleotide messenger RNA. RefSeq names its product solute carrier family 41 member 2a (gene slc41a2a). The transcript has 11 exons. Lineage: Eukaryota; Metazoa; Chordata; Actinopteri; Cypriniformes; Xenocyprididae. Gene Ontology annotation, biological process: monoatomic cation transport. Gene Ontology annotation, cellular component: plasma membrane. The record is from RefSeq and is a predicted model, not a curated record. The coding region runs from base 429 to 1922 and encodes 497 amino acids. Gene Ontology annotation, molecular function: monoatomic cation transmembrane transporter activity.